AUGAUAGAGGUUGUUGAUUCAGAGGCUGUGGUGCUGAACCUUAACAAAGGAAACUAUAAGGAUAUGAGGCAUGAGUUGGCCUUUGAUAGAUUGGCCUCAACCCCACCCACCCAGCCAGGCCUCACCCCCACCCAUCCACCCCGGCCUCACGGCCACCCCGGCCGCACGCCUGCACGGCCACCCCCGGCCCCACGCCCGCACGCCUACCCCGGCAUCAAGCCCUCACGCCCACCCCGGCCGCACGGCCCCGCGGCCCCACGCCCACCCCGGCACCGCACCCUCACGCCCUCACACCCAACCGGGCACCGCACCCUCACGCCCACCCCCGGCCUCACGGCCCUCACGCCCACGCCCCGGCCUCACGCCCCACGGCCGUCACGCCCCCGCCCGGCCUCACGCCCCCACCCCGGCCUCACGGCCCUCACGCCCCCACCACGGCCUGACGCCCCCGCCCCGGCCUCACGGCCCUCACGCCCCCCACGACCCCGCCCCGGCCUCACGCCCCCCACGACCCGGCCCCACGCCCUCACGCCCCACCCCGGCCCCACACCCUCACGCCCACCCCGGCCCCACGGCCCCACACCCCUCACGCCCACCCCGGCCCCACGGGCCCCACCACCCUCACGCCCACCCCGGCCCACGGCCCCACACCCUCACGCCCACCCCGGCCCCACGGCCCACGGCCUCACCGCCCACCCCGGCCCCACGGCCCCACGACCCUCACGCCCACCCCGGCCCCACGGCCCCACGCCUCACGCCCACCCCGGCCCCACGGCCCCCCACACGGCCUCACGCCCACCCCCGGCCCCACGGCCCCCACGGCCUCACGCCCACCCCGGCCCCACGGCCCCACGGCCUCACGCCCACCCCGGCCCACGGCCCCACGGCCUCCACGCCCACGACCCCGGCCCCACGGCCCCACGGCCUCACGCCCACCCCGGCCCCACGGCCCCACGGCCUCACGCCCACCCCGGCCCCACG
Stegostoma tigrinum is the source of this 981-nucleotide messenger RNA. RefSeq names its product basic proline-rich protein-like. The transcript is spliced from 2 exons. Lineage: Eukaryota; Metazoa; Chordata; Chondrichthyes; Orectolobiformes; Stegostomatidae. The annotation marks the transcript as partial. The record is from RefSeq and is a predicted model, not a curated record.